AUGUCAACUAUCGUAUCGCCUCAGCACGAAGUAACACAACCACUGAGCCGACUGCUGGAGCUGCCAGGGGAGCUGCGUAACCGAAUUGUCAGAUAUGUCGUGACCCAACCCUACCCUAUCGCGCUGCGUCAAGAUCAAGAGGAAGCUCCAUUCACAAUCGAUGUCAGAAUUCUAUAUACCUGCAAGCAGCUAAGAGACGAAGCCAGUUCUUUCCUCCACGAUGAAAACAUAUUCGAGAUAGAAGUCGACAGCCACGGGUCGGUUACGUCCUUACAUUUCACAAAGUACCACUCCAUCUGCGAAUAUCGCGCCCAGGAGGUCGUGAGUGAGGUUUCGGCGCUCUUCUUGGACAGAUUCUCGCACUUUCAAUUCCGCCUUCUAGAUACUCGCAGUCCCGACUCGCUACGAAAGGCCAUUCAGCGCAUCGCGUACAGUCUCAAUAAUAAACACAUCACCGUCAUCCCACCUCGUCGAAAUCCUACUCGACGCGCAACAGCAGCUUUAGCAACACGAGUCCGCGACUACCCACAGAUCGACAGUCCACUCUCACCGUUUUCUACCUUACGUUGCGCGUCGUUCAGCGUGCUCGACCACAAUGGCAGCGUCGCUGAUGCGGACUUCGGCACGCUCAUCGACCUAGUCACGAGCGGAAGGCCUCCCAUCUGCAUGGCUCAGAAAUAUAACGAUGUGGAGCGCUCUGCUAGAGCUGUGGAUAAGAUGUUGAUCCUACCUGGUGAUUUGCUUCAAGAUUUUGGGAAGCUGCGCACCGUGUUGUUUAAACAUCUGCGAGAACUGUGCCAGUGUGCGAACAAGUCAGAUCAGGAUACUUUUAUGAUAGCGUGUGAGAGAUUUGAGAGUUGUUAUCGUCAAAUCCAGGAGCUUCAAUGA
Messenger RNA from Exophiala bonariae, 888 nucleotides. RefSeq lists its product as uncharacterized. Bases 1 to 888 code for a protein of 295 amino acids. NCBI's taxonomy places the organism in Eukaryota, Fungi, Ascomycota, Eurotiomycetes, Chaetothyriales, Herpotrichiellaceae. The record is from RefSeq and is a predicted model, not a curated record. The transcript has a single exon.